AUGUGUCUAGACAGCCAAUUUAAAUUUUGGAUUAUAAAAGUUCUCUCAUUUUUUUUAACUUUAAUUUCUUUUACAACAUACAACACUAACAAGAAGAGUGAUAUCUCCGCUUCACACCCAGAAAUGAGUACUUCUGUACCAAGAGAAGGCAACAACAACGUUGGUCGAACUGACCAAGAAUCACGUAAUAAUAGUUUCACAAUUGGUAACCUUAAAAGAAUUUCAGUUAAAUUGUUCAAGUCAAUUUUUAAAGGUUCAACUAUAUUGACUGUUUCAGAGUUAGUAUUAAUCAUGAUAGUGAAAAUAGUUGGAGUAUUCUCUCCUAAUGAAAAUCUGAAAUUGAUGGUACAAAAAAUUUGCUAUCCUCUCAUGUUAGCUAUCGUGGUUGUUUGGGCCAUUUUUAAGAUUAUAAUUACAUACAGAUCAUUAUAA
Messenger RNA from Candida tropicalis MYA-3404, 432 nucleotides. Its product is annotated as halotolerance protein HAL2. NCBI's taxonomy places the organism in Eukaryota, Fungi, Ascomycota, Pichiomycetes, Serinales, Debaryomycetaceae. The coding region runs from base 1 to 432 and encodes 143 amino acids. The record is from RefSeq and is a predicted model, not a curated record. The transcript has a single exon.